CGUCAGCGACUAAGGCAAAGAAUUAGGGAGUUAUUCUAUUAAAUUAAUCAUGUUUACAUUACAUUUUUCGCCUGUACUAAUCCUAAUGGCACUCUUUGCCAUUCAGGAAAGCUAUGCAGAAUUUUCGACUGAAGACUGUGCGUCUCUUGGCUUUGUAAAAGCCAAUCUACUGUGUUCUUCCUGUGAUCAGCUAAAAGACUUUAAUUUGGAGCCUCUAAUCGAGCAUUGUAAGGAGUGUUGUCACGCUGACGACUCAGCACCGAAAGAAAAGAAGUAUGCGCGUGCCGUGCUCGAAGUUUGUACGUGUAAAUUCCCGGCAUACCCUCAAAUUCAAGCAUUCUGCAAAGGCGACAAGCCUGCCAAGUUUCCGAACUUGCAAAUCAAGUAUGUACGCGGUUUAGACCCGAUCAUCAAGUUGUUCGACAAGGACGGAAUCGUGAAGGAGACUGUGGCCAUAGAGAAGUGGGACACGGACACAGUGGAGGAGUUCUUGCGGGGACAUCUCAUUAGAGAUGAUGAAGAUGACAAGUCCUAUUUGAAAACUAACCAAAUAUAAGCUUUAAUAAAGUAAGUAAUUUUUACAAUAA
Messenger RNA from Cydia amplana, 587 nucleotides. RefSeq names its product selenoprotein F. The transcript has a single exon. Lineage: Eukaryota; Metazoa; Arthropoda; Insecta; Lepidoptera; Tortricidae. The record is from RefSeq and is a predicted model, not a curated record. Gene Ontology annotation, molecular function: oxidoreductase activity. Bases 50 to 556 code for a protein of 168 amino acids. Gene Ontology annotation, cellular component: endoplasmic reticulum lumen.